AUGAAGCUGCUGACGCACAACUUUUUGUCUUCUCGUUUCCUCAAAAAUGUGGCGACAGGAUAUCCUCUACUUUUAAGAGUGAACGAGAAAGAGUUGCGAGAAGUCGAAUUCGAUCAAGAUUUUGUCCAAAAUAUUAUGCCCAAGGUUGAUUAUAAUUGUUUGGUUUCGACUUUGAUGGCGAUCGGGGAACAAGGCGCUUUACCAAAUGAACUACCAGAAAAUUGGAGAGAGAACGAAGAACUGUUAAAAGAAUUACAUCGUGUUCUUGUCAAAAUUGAAGUGAUUGUCGGCGAAUUAGAAUGUCCGGAAAGUGGUCGCGUAUUUCCCAUCAAAGAUGGAAUUCCCAAUAUGUUGUGUCAAGAAGAUGAAUGU
Molecule: messenger RNA, 372 nt
Organism: Mesorhabditis belari
Lineage: Eukaryota; Metazoa; Nematoda; Chromadorea; Rhabditida; Rhabditidae
Source: the annotation of a GenBank genome assembly